This is a messenger RNA of Eufriesea mexicana, 878 nucleotides long. It is a transcript of the gene Dph5, whose product is annotated as diphthine methyl ester synthase. The record is from RefSeq and is a predicted model, not a curated record. Bases 50 to 865 code for a protein of 271 amino acids. Gene Ontology annotation, molecular function: diphthine synthase activity. Lineage: Eukaryota; Metazoa; Arthropoda; Insecta; Hymenoptera; Apidae. The transcript has 6 exons. Gene Ontology annotation, biological process: protein histidyl modification to diphthamide.
CACGUAUAGUAGAUACAUAUUUUUCACUCUUCUGUUCUGAUAUUAGAAAAUGUUGCAUGUAAUUGGAUUGGGUCUUGGUGAUGCAAGAGAUAUAACCGUAAAGGGUCUUGAAAUAAUUCGUAUGUGCGAUCGUAUCUAUUUAGAAUCGUAUACAUCGAUUUUAUCUAUCAGUUUAAAGGAUUUGGAACGAUUUUAUGAUUGUACGAUACUUGAGGCAGAUCGGGAAUUAGUCGAGAAUAAUGCAGAUGAAAUAUUGCCGAAAGAUGAGAAAGAAAAUGUUGCUUUCUUGGUGGUAGGUGAUCCAUUUGGUGCUACCACACACACAGACUUAAUAUUACGAGCCCAUGAGAAAAAUAUAAAGGUAAAUAUUGUACACAAUUCUUCCAUUUUGACUGCAAUAGGAUGUUGUGGCUUACAAUUAUAUCGUUUUGGAGAAACUGUUUCUAUUCCUUAUUGGAAUAACGAUUGGCAACCAAGUAGUUUCUAUGAAAAAAUUAUUUCCAAUAGGCAAAGAGACCUACACACAUUGUGUUUGUUAGAUAUCAAAGUAAAGGAACCUACUAUAGAAAGUAUUACUAAAAAAAAUAAGGAAUAUAUGCCAUCACAAUUUAUGAGUGUCUCAGAAGCUGCUAUACAACUAUUACAAGUCAUUGAGAAAAGAUUUGAAGAAACUAAAGAAGAAUUAGCCUUAGACAAAUCCAGCCUCGUAGUAGGUUUAGCUCGUAUAGGUUGGGAUAAUCAAGGGGUAAAUUUUCCGUUCAUCACCAACGUCAAGAACACAGAUAUUGUUAUUUCAAGAAAGAAAGAUAAUGCAAAGAAAAGAUACGAAAAUGCAAAUGAAUGUCUAAACGUGCUUUCGUCGUGACAAUGUAAUUUGU